This is a messenger RNA of Odocoileus virginianus texanus, 4949 nucleotides long. Lineage: Eukaryota; Metazoa; Chordata; Mammalia; Artiodactyla; Cervidae. The record is from RefSeq and is a predicted model, not a curated record.
GUGUAGGGCCGAGAGGGUGGGGAAGGCGGGAGCGGGGCGAGAGAGGACUCGGGGCAGCCAGCCUGCGGCGGGGCCGGAGUGCCGGCGCUUUGAACUCCGGGCGAAGGUGAAGCACAACUUUUGCAACUCGUGUUGGCGGCUCUGCUCCCCCCAGUAUAAAAGAGCUUCAUGGAUCAUAUUGCUAAUAAGUACAUGGAAGAUCUGAAGAGCUGAAGAAAAAAAAAUUCACCAUUAAACUUGUUUUUUAAAAUGGCCUUAUUUUGACUUGGUGACCUACCUUUCCUUGGAUCACAGAUCUAGGUUGGAAUUUGCCCUUGACAAAUAACAAGAUGAUGAGUGAUGCAAGUGACAUGUUGGCUGCAGCGCUGGAGCAGAUGGAUGGGAUUAUAGCAGGUUCUAAGGCCCUGGAAUAUUCCAAUGGGAUUUUUGAUUGCCAGUCCCCCACCUCCCCAUUCAUGGGAAGCUUGCGAGCCCUGCACCUUGUGGAAGACCUGCGCGGGUUGCUGGAGAUGAUGGAAGCAGACGAGAAGGAAGGCUUGAGGUGUCAGAUCCCAGACUCCACGGCAGAAACGCUCAUUGAGUGGCUCCAGAGUCAAAUGACGAAUGGACACCUCCCUGGGAACGGAGAUGUGUAUCAAGAAAGACUGGCCCGUUUAGAAAAUGAUAAAGAAUCCCUCGUCCUUCAGGUGAGUGUGCUGACAGACCAAGUGGAGGCUCAAGGAGAGAAGAUUCGCGAUCUGGAGUUCUGCCUUGAAGAGCACAGAGAGAAGUUGAAUGCCACAGAGGAAAUGCUGCAGCAGGAGCUUCUGAGUAGGACAUCUUUAGAAACUCAGAAGUUGGACCUGAUGGCUGAAAUAUCUAACUUAAAGUUAAAACUGACAGCUGUAGAGAAGGACAGAUUGGAUUAUGAAGAUAGAUUCAGAGACACGGAGGGCCUAAUGCAGGAGAUCAAUGAUUUGAGGUUAAGAGUCAGUGAAAUGGAAAAUGAAAGACUUCAGUAUGAGAAAAAGCUGAAAUCUACCAAGUCUUUAAUGGCCAAACUUUCUAGCAUGAAAAUCAAGGUGGGUCAGAUGCAGUAUGAAAAGCAGCGGAUGGAACAAAAGUGGGAGUCACUGAAGGAGGAGCUGGCAUCUCUAAAAGAACAACUGGAAGAGAAGGAAUCUGAAGUGAGAAGACUACAAGAAAAAUUGGUUUGCCAGAUGAAAGGAGAAGGGGUUGAAAUUCUUGAUCAAGAUAUUGAAGUACAAAAAAUGAAAAAGGCCGUGGAGUCUUUGAUGGCAGCAAAUGAAGAAAAGGAUCGGAAAAUAGAAGAUCUUCGACAGUGCCUGAACAGGUACAAGAAAAUGCAAGAAACAGUCGUUUUGGCUCCAGGUAAAAAAGGCCAAGAUGGCGACUUGGAAGACCUGCUUCCAUCCAGCUCCUUCUCCACUCUGCUGGACCCGCAGGUCUUUAGUGAUCUGGAGAAAAACCUGUCGCUGACGCCAGUAAGGGGCUCUCCCAGUCAUGACCCAUUUAACACAAGUGCUCCAGAAGAGUUCAACACAAGCAUCUUGCAAGUUUCAAUGCCUUCAUUAUUGCCAGCAUCUAAAGGCUUGGAAACUUCUGAAAAAGCAAAAUUGCCUUCUAAGCCAGAGACUCCAUUUGAGGAGAGUGAUGGAAUUGGUUCUGCUGCUGAAGCUCAACUGUGUGAUAGUCUUGCAACUUCAAGUUUGCAGAAAUCUAGCAGCCUGGGCAAUCUGAAGAAAGAGUCAUCAGACGGGGAAAAGGAGUCUAUUCCAAAGCCUUCAGAAGAGUUUGAUCUGUGUUUCAUUUUGUCAUUCCCCUGUGUUCUCUCCAUUGCGCUGCGUGUGAUUGUGUGCGUUGUUGGGAUUUCUGAAGAUCGUAAACGAAGUGCCAGUGCACCCACCUUAGCUGAAACGGAAAAGGAGACACCCGAGCAUUUAGAUCUGGCUGGUGUAUCUUCUCGGCCGAAAAAUUCCCAGGGAAGUAGUCCCUUCCAGAUGUCUCCACCAUCUCCAGAUUCCAAGAAGAAAUCCCGGGGUAUUAUGAGACUCUUCGGAAAACUUAGGAGAAGUCAGUCCACUACAUUCAACCCAGAUGACAUGUCUGAGUCUGAAUUCAAAAGAGGAGGGACAAGGGCAACUGCGGGGCCCCGACUGGGUUGGUCUCGUGAUUUGGGACAGUCUAACAGUGACUUGGAUAUGCCAUUUGCCAAGUGGACCAAGGAUCAGGUUUGCAGUUGGCUGGUGGAACAGGGUUUGGGGUCUUACCUGAAUUCUGGCAAGCACUGGAUUGCAUCUGGCCAGACACUUUUGCAGGCUUCUCAACAAGACCUAGAGAAGGAGCUUGGAAUCAAGCAUUCCCUUCAUCGAAAGAAACUCCAGCUGGCACUGCAAGCCCUGGGAUCUGAAGAAGAAACCAAUCAUGGAAAGCUGGAUUUCAACUGGGUCACUAGAUGGUUGGAUGAUAUUGGCCUCCCCCAGUACAAGACCCAGUUUGAUGAAGGACGGGUAGAUGGUCGAAUGCUUCAUUACAUGACUGUUGAUGACUUACUGUCUUUGAAGGUCGUGAGUGUGCUGCACCAUCUCAGUAUCAAAAGGGCCAUCCAGGUCCUAAGGAUCAAUAACUUUGAGCCAAACUGUCUACGGAGGCGACCCUCUGACGAGAACAGCAUCACCCCAUCGGAAGUUCAGCAGUGGACCAAUCAUCGAGUGAUGGAGUGGCUGCGCUCUGUGGACCUGGCGGAAUAUGCCCCCAACCUCAGAGGCAGUGGUGUCCAUGGUGGGCUCAUGGUUCUAGAACCUCGUUUUAAUGUAGAAACAAUGGCUCAGUUACUGAACAUCCCACCAAGUAAGACCCUAUUGCGAAGACAUCUGGCCACUCACUUCAACCUUCUGAUUGGUGCGGAGGCCCAGCACCAGAAGCGGGAUGCCAUGGAGUUACCAGAUUACGUGCUUCUAACCGCAACCGCCAAAGUGAAGCCAAAGAAGCUUACCUUCAGCAAUUUUGGGAACCUGAGAAAGAAGAAACAGGAAGAUGGGGAGGAAUAUGUUUGUCCGAUGGAGUUGGGACAGGCAUCAGGAGGGACAUCUAAGAAAGGAUUUAAGCCUGGUUUGGAUGUACACCUGUAUGAUGAGGAUGACCUGGACCGAUUAGAGCAGAUGGAAGACUCAGAAGGGACAGUGAGACAGAUAGGUGCAUUCUCUGAGGGCAUCAACAACCUAACUCACAUGUUAAAGGAAGAUGACAUGUUUAAAGAUUUCGCUGCCCGUUCCCCCAGUGCCAGCAUCACUGAUGAAGACUCAAACGUCUGACCAUAGCACCUGGAUGAGAGCAGGGAGCCCUUCAUCUUUGUUCCACUUUAUCCCUCGGACACUCACAGUAUCUACAGCAAGCCACAGACUGUAUAUUGUUUAUCAUUCCCACUUCUCAUGUGGAAGUGGAGAUGGAAAGCAGGGAAUAGGUGCUGAUUCUAAAGUUGCCAUGACAAUUGAGACACUGGUGAAUGAGAGUAUAAUUGUUUCUCCUCUAUUUAAUGUAAAAAAAAAUCUGUGAUAUAUUAUAUUUAAAGUGUUGCAUUUAAUAUGAGUAUUUUACCAUAGUCUUUCCAUCCACACUCACACCAUGGAGGAUUUGGGAAGCAGUGACCAGUAUGUGAAUGAGUUUUGUCUUGUUGAUGUGACACCACUGCGGCCCUCGAAGCAGGACGUUACAUGCUUUCAAAAUCAAAUUGUGGGAUUUCUUAGGUGUUCCGUGUGCCCACUAUAUGCCAGCCACACCUCCACUUGCCUCUCAUUAUCCUAUUUUUUAUAUAUUUUUCUAAAUAUAUGUAUAUACUUAGUACAUAGAAAAUAGAACUUUUAUUUUGUAACAUAAGGAAGAUGGUAAAAAGAUCACGUUAAAAAAAUACAGUGAUCAAAAUUUUCAUAUACCAGCUGUUUCUUGGAGAGGUUCAAAUGAUCUUUCUUUUCCCCAAACUGAAUUCUAAUCAUGUUGAUCAUUCAGACUAAAUUAACAUAUGUGAAAUACCCCUUCUUUGAUGACACCUCACAAAAUUGUUGAAUAGCUUUUUAAGAAUUUCAGCCUUAGUCUUGGAUCCUCUUAACUCAUAAGGAAGAAUCUGAGGGACAUUUUAAGUGCUAGUAACCUGAGUGCAUUCAAGAAACUCCCCCAAAAUUUGUAGAAAUAAUUCCUGAAGAAACCAAAACAAAACCCUUUACAGUAUUAAGCUUCUUAUCUUCUGAUCUUUGCUAAACAUAUCAUUGCAUCAAAAUACUAACAGUCUGCCUAAUGUUAUUAAUUGCAUACUUCUCAGACUAUCAGCAAAUGGAUUUUUUUAAAAAAGCUGAAUACUUGUCUGAACAUUUUAUCUCAGAUUUCAGUAACUCAAAGACUGCAAAAUUAGUUUCAUAAUAGCUAUAGUGUGAUGAUAAAAUGCAGUUCAUGUUUUUCUGUAGCACAGGGCCCAAAUAUUUUUUUUCUAAAUAUUCUUUAUCAAGAAAAUCGAAAGCUGCAAUAAAAACUGUUAUUGUGUUUAUUAUUUUCUAGAGGUAUCAGAAAAAUAUCCAGUUUUUGGUUCACUACUGUGUCAUUACUUAUGAUAGUCAGUGGUGGUAAAGACAGGUUUUGAAAAAUUAGCGUAGGGUGGGCAGUUCAAUAUAUGUCCAAAGACUUGCCUAAUAAAUUAUUUGAAUGUCAGUGGUAUGACCUUUCAAGUUAGCAAGUUUCCAAGUUUCUUAUCAAGGAACCCUGUGAUACUAAAUUACUAUUUAUUCAUAAUUAAAAUGACUCAAUGCUAAUAAUAGUUUUGCUCCCUGUUAUGCACUAUUUGGUAACUGUAUUGGACAUUCUGUAUUUGUGUUUUAAUGUGAACAUAUGUCACCAUUUGAAAAACCAUUUGUUAUUCAAUCCUGGUUAAAAAUACCAGGAGACUGUUACAGAUGCCAAAU